Molecule: messenger RNA, 723 nt
Organism: Daucus carota subsp. sativus
Lineage: Eukaryota; Viridiplantae; Streptophyta; Magnoliopsida; Apiales; Apiaceae
Product: early light-induced protein 1, chloroplastic
Exons: 3
Coding region: 142-675 (177 amino acids)
Source: RefSeq, a predicted model, not a curated record
CACUUGUUCAUGCUCUCUUCUUCUAUAAGUACAUUCAUCUCCCUGGAGAAAUAAAGCAUCCCAUCAGCAUUUACAAAGCAAGUUCUUGAUCCUGUGAUCAAAUCUUGAAGCAACUCAUCAUAUACGUAUCAGUAUUUCACAAUGGCCACUUCAACCGUCAUGCAAUCGAUCCUAGCAUCUCCUGCAUCAACGGCGAUCACCGGAAGAAGGGUGAAUUUGGUUCCGGCCAACUAUGCACCAUCACUCUCCAGGAGUGCUUAUAGCCUUCGAACCAGGUGCAUGGCAAAGGAUGGCCGGAAGGAGGAAUCAAGCCCGCCUCCUACACCCAAGGCAAGCACAAGCUUUUUUGAUGUACUAGCAUUCAGCGGACCUGCACCAGAAAGAAUCAACGGAAGGCUCGCGAUGAUCGGAUUUGUUGCAGCAAUGGCAGUGGAAGUAUCCAACGGCCAGGACGUGUUUUCGCAGAUAUCUAAUGGCGGUGUUCCCUGGUUCCUGGGAACAAGUGUGCUACUAACACUGGCAUCUUUGGUGCCACUUUUCAAAGGAGUUAGUGUUGAAACAAAAUCAGGGGGACUAAUGACAUCUGAUGCUGAGAUGUGGAAUGGUAGAUUUGCUAUGUUAGGUCUGGUUGCUCUGGCAUUGACAGAGUACAUAAAGGGCAGUGCUCUUGUUUAAGUUAACUAUUGUAACCCAACAGUUUUUAUCCUGUAUUGUUCCGGAACA